AGUAAACAAAUUCAAACUUGCACAGACAAAUUUGGUCAGAAAUUGGUGAAAUUCUUGCCAACUGUCGUUCACCAAUUCACUCCCAUCUCCAGAGUACGUACGUGCCGUGCCGUGCCGUGUCGGUGUUCUUACAAAGCUCAGGUCAUGUGCUAAGCACGUGAUGUUGUGUCGUCCUCCCAAUACCUCAACCAUUCCAAACAGGGGCAAAAUCUUAUCCUCUUCUAGUCCGUCCAAAGACAAGCAAACAAGAGAGCCUGGUGGAGCGGCCAAUAUGUGGUGGCUAUUCAAAAGACACGGCGGCUCCGGCUUCUCGUCGGCCUCCACGGCCGAGCAGGUCACCGCCGGCAUCGACGCCUCCGGCCUAACCGCCAUUGUAACAGGUGCGUCGAGCGGCAUCGGUGCCGAGACGGCGCGUGUUCUUGCAAUGCGCGGCGCAAGCGUGGUGAUGGGCGUUAGGAAUGUGGCCGUUGCCGAGGAAGUUAAGAAAGGCAUAGUUAAGCAGAUCCCGAAUGCCAAAGUGGAUGCCUUGGAAUUAGACCUCAGCUCGCUCCAAUCCGUUAGGAAAUUCGCGUCCGAAUUUGUUUCGUCCGGUCGCCGGCUCAACCUUUUGAUUAACAAUGCAGGAAUAAUGGCGACGCCGUUCCAGCUGUCGAAAGACAACAUAGAGUUGCAAUUCGCCACGAACCACUUGGGUCAUUUUCUUUUAACAAACUUGCUGCUCGACACGAUGAAGAAAACAUCCCGCGAAACAAAAAGGGAGGGGAGAAUCGUAAACGUCUCCUCCGAGGCUCACCGCGUUGCUUACAAAGAAGGGAUUCGAUUUAACCGACUCAACGACCAAAAAGGAUACAAGAGGUGGGGUGCAUACGGGCAGUCGAAACUGGCAAACGUGCUGCACGCUAACGAGCUGUCGAGACGUUUAAAGGAAGACGGCGCAGACAUAACUGCAAACUCUCUUCACCCCGGGGUCGUCGCAACCAAUCUUUUCCGUCAUCUCGGAAGCCUCGGCCCUUUCACAGGUUUUGCCAGUAAACUUAGUAGUACACUGCUGAUCAAGAAUGCUGAACGAGGGGCUUCGACAACAUGUUAUGUGGCACUGCACCCAGAUUUAAAAGGGGUUAGUGGUGAGUAUUUUUCAGACAACAAUAUUGCAAGAGCAAGUGACAAGGCUUCAGACAGGGACCUGGCCAAGAAGCUCUGGGAUUUUAGCCUGGAUUUGACCACAAAAAAAUACUAGUACAAAUAUCUAUUUAUUUAAUUAAUAUAAUAUAAUAAAUUAUUUUUCUAAUAUGAUUCUUCUCUGUACAUCACCAAAAACUUCCAAUUUGAAUACACAGACACACUAGUACUGUC
This is a messenger RNA of Andrographis paniculata, 1353 nucleotides long. Its product is annotated as short-chain dehydrogenase TIC 32, chloroplastic-like. The transcript is spliced from 8 exons. Lineage: Eukaryota; Viridiplantae; Streptophyta; Magnoliopsida; Lamiales; Acanthaceae. The coding region runs from base 161 to 1237 and encodes 358 amino acids. The record is from RefSeq and is a predicted model, not a curated record.